Messenger RNA from Dreissena polymorpha, 4396 nucleotides. RefSeq lists its product as uncharacterized. The coding region runs from base 139 to 1404 and encodes 421 amino acids. Lineage: Eukaryota; Metazoa; Mollusca; Bivalvia; Myida; Dreissenidae. The transcript has 12 exons. The record is from RefSeq and is a predicted model, not a curated record.
UCGACGUUAUAUCAACAAAGCAACCUAUCGAACGUUCAGCGACCAAUUGUCAAGUGUUCAGAUGAUUUGUUAAAUCCCGACAUCAUACAUUUGAUUUUAGAAGACAGACUUUUGAUAAUUGAUAUAAAAAGGAUUACAAUGACGAAACUGAAUGUGCAUAAUAUAAGUUUUCUUGAACAACUAGUCACCAUUGAAGCGAAAAAGCCUAUUGAUGUAUGUACAUUAUCAAUAGAAAAUGAAACGGAAUGGAGCAUCACUGUAAUAUAUGUUACCUCGGAGUGCACUGAAGACUCGUUGCCCAAACGGAAAUCGUCAACACCGAACAGCUCGUGUAAAACUUUCAACGGUAAUCCAACAAUUAGACAAAUUGUUGAAGGGUACACAUCAACUGUGUGCCCUUCAGUUAACCUUCUUUACCAUGUCAACACAACGCUGUGUGAAGCUGUCAAUAGAAAUGUGAUUGGGGCAGGAAAGUUUCCAGGAAAUGCUACUGUAAAAGUCCUAUAUCCGGCAUCUAUUCGCGAAUUCUAUUUAGAGGGGUUUAUGGAUCAACAGAGUGUAUCAGUGACUGACAAACGAAAUGUAACGUUUGUCUGUAAAGCGUUUGGCGAUCCGUCUCCUCACAUAAAGCUUACGUCGGAAUCCGUAAACGUUUCAACCAACAAUUCAUACCUGAGACUCAAUAAAUAUCUGACCUCUCGCCAAGAUUCUGGAACAUUCACAUGCAUAGCUACAAACGGUCUUGGUGCGGAAAAUAGGUCAAUUUAUGUUCAGGCGAAUGGCCAAGACGAUGCAAGGUCCUAUUCCUUCACACUUGCUUUAUGCCUUGGAUGUGGAGUGAGUGGAGUACUGGUACUGGUUGCCGUUUUGUGGGUGUACAAACGACGCGACAUAGUCUUGCAAAUAUUUCAUUCAAACGACCGUGCCAUUGAAAUAAAUGCAGAGGACGCUAGGGACCAGACAAGCCGUUCUCGUGAUAAUAACGGAAAUAUGCCAGAGGGAGAUGGAUCACAAAUCGCAACUCACCAUGGCUGCAUACGUAAACUACCUUCUGGCAAAACUCGUGGCUUUUACAAUCAAUCGUAUGAAGAGUAUUCCCCAAGAAAUGGAAAUGCAGAUAACGAUCUUGAGGAGAACAGGGACAAUGAACCCUUCAUUUAUGCGGCUGAUGCUGUUCAGAAACGGCGAGGUGUCUGGAACGAGACAUACGCCGACUGGUUCAAUCCUUCGACACCUCGCCCUGACAAUACGAAAAGCACAGAUCAAAUCAGCUGCGAACACGUUGAGGAGUCGCCAGAGCGAAGGAUUCAUACGGAUGGCUACUCACACACUGAUGUCAACAAACACAGAUCCAAACAGACAACUGACGAAACACUUAUUGCUACAAGGUCGAGGGAUGACUGAACACCUGCACACUCAAUGCUAACAGACGAUUCCUUAAUAAUCGUAACUGAUUAAUUAGGAUUGCUAAAUCAAUGUAGGCGAUGCUCUGCACCUUACGAGAAUGCAUACCUGUAUUACCGUGUGUCGUUGUGACUUACGGAUUUGUUUGUUUAUGUGGUCAUAGAUGUUUGGUUAAUUCGUUUUUCUUUCUUUGUGCAUGCAUUGAAAUAUGCCACUGGCAUUGUAUUGGUGCAAAAAUAUGUUUGUUUUUUGCGACAAUUUUUACUACAAUCGAAUUAUACUGUUUGUUGACAUAUAUCAAUAGAAUUCUCUAUGCAACUUACAGUUGUAUACGCGUAUGUUCUUACGAUCAAAUGUAUUUUUGAAAAUAUUGUGUUAAUUUUUACAUGGAUGUUUAAGAUUAUAAACAAAUAUUCCGGCCCACCGUUUCAUUUAUUCGGAAGAAAAAGUUAAAUGUAAAGUAGAAGAGACAGCUUUGGUACAUCUUAUAAAUGUCAACAUUUGAUUGUAUAUAGUAUGUGUUCAUUAUAUGCACCUAAUCAUUAAUUGAUUUUGGCCAUUGUACAAUAUUUACAACAUAAUUCAAUUAUUGAAUAAUUGCAAGAGAUGUCUAAUGAUCUUAACAGUAGAACUGAUAUAAACGAUACAUGUCUUUAUAAUUAUAUAAAGGAUUACAACCGCUUCACGCGCAAAACUAUUGCACGCGUUUGGUCAGUUGGUUCAACUGAUUUGUCAUGAAAGCAACUGAAAAGCAACUUAAACGUAAUGAAAUAUAUUACCGUCCGAUCACUGAAAAAUAUUGACAACAGUCCUUAAUUAUAUAAUUGAAAACAAAAGUUAAACAAAUUCAAAGCAAAAAUCAGAAAAGUAAUACGCAUUUUGUUAUGGCGGCUAAGGAUGACUCAGACGUUGGAUUCCUCAUAAAGCUAUACCGACAAAUCGGGUUGUCAUCCUACAGGUUUUAUAAUGCUGUGUUAUGUAUUCAACCUUCGGCAAUAAUUACAUUCAUUUUAUUCAAUAAACCAUAUUUUAGCGUAACAAUCAUGAUUGUUUGGAUAAUCUAUCCUCACAAUUUUAUCUGAGUAAUAUAUACAUGUUUUAUAAUCAAUAAAACAGAUAUUGUUAUUGUCAAAAAUGUUUGUUAAAUGUGUUCAAUAGUAUGUGUUGGUACUGAAAACGUUCAAACAAACAUGUUUUGAUACCUCUUUGUAUGAAAAAAAAUGUCAUUAUAAUUUCACAAACCGAAUAUUUUGAAUGCGCGCUUUUAAUGUUUAUCGUUUGUAAAAUCAAUUUAGUUAUUUUAAUUAUUUUACAGAAUGUUACGCAUGAGGUUAAAUAUAUACAUUUGAAUAUUAAUGAGACAUAUUCUUAUUAGUUCUUGAACUUAACGUUUGAUUUGCUUAUGCGUGCCAUCGGUUUACAUAUUAUAAGUCUAUGCACGCAUUAAAUAAGAUGUAUUUGUGAAGUGCUUUAAUUUAUAAGUUAUCAUAGCUAGAUGUUUAACAUCUUGCAUCAAUCAGUUCAAAUUGAAAUCAUGUGUAUCGACAUGCAUGCGAAGUUUACACAACACUUAGCGUCUGUCUGUUAAAGAUGAAUGUACAUUCAAUGUGUUCAUUGAAAAGAUGCGUGACACAAAACAAUUAACAAUAUCACUGGAUAAUUCAUACCAAGUAUGAGUAAUGGAAUAUAAAACUCAAAACAAAUGCUUAAACAAUGUGGUAAUAAAAAUCAAUGUCGGGCUACUGAAACAGAAACACUAUUAAUUUAAUAAUCAUUGUUUAUACGAAACGAACCACUGCAAACAAUGGGUGCUAAAUUUUCCUUUAGAUACAUUUAAGAUUAACUUGUAUUUGUCUGUACAAGAAUUCAACUAAUGUUUAUGACAGGAUAGGUUUUUCACAAUACAUUAUGGAAAUCUUUGCAACGAACAAUCGAUAUUCUGAAAAUAUAUCGUUGCUGAAUUACCUCUAGUUAUUCGUGUUUUAUAUAUGAUUCAUUGUUUACAUAGUUCGUCAAAAUUAGGUAAGUCAAAUUAAACCACGCAAUAAAGUAAGCUACGAACACCUUUCAAUAAUUUAUUAAAAUAAACGGGACUCAAUCCAGCUGUCUUGAUUCAGUUCAAUGCCAAUUCAACACAUCAUAAUGCAUUUUAGUGUACAGUCAAGGUGUACCUUUCCAAAUAAUAAGCUGACGUAUGAAAUUCGCUACAUAUUGUCGUGUUUAUAAUGUUAUAUAACAAGUUAUAGCUGUCAAAGAAUAUCAUUAAAUUGCAUACAAGAAAACAAUUCACGCGUUAUCUGUAUGCCUUUAUCUUGAUCGUAGUAAAUUAGUAGUAUAAUUCCAAUCAUCGAUUCGAAACCCAUAUACAGACGAUACAAUACAUACACGAAACAGAUACAUCGUAAGCCAGUAAUAUGGUUAUAGUGCUAUGGACACAUUGACUUUUUAUGCGUGAGCAUUAUCAAAAUAUGUUAAAAUAGUUCUGUAUUUUAUGCCACAUUUACAAUUUUAAUUAAAUAUAUUAAAGAAAUGAAGCUUUAAGCAUUUAAAUAAAUUGCAUAUCAGUCAACAGACGUUUUUGGAAACAUGUUGUUCCUGUUUGCUUAUAAUAACGUUGUUAUAAUUUUAGCAGAACUUCACGAGCUGUUGGACGAAAAAAACACCUCUAAAAUGGGGUUUCCUGUACUGUAGUACAAUGAAAAUGUAUUGAUAAAAAAGUAUGUUCGCCGGUUUUACUCUAUUAUGGAGAAUCCUAGCAUGCACCAUGUACAUAUCUUUCAUUGUCUAUUAUUUGAAAUUAGGUUGAUCAUGCGACCAUUUAUGUUAUAAGUGUAUCUACGUACGUGCCUAAGUAUAAUACACGACUCACACAUUAAAAAAUAGAUUUUAGAGAUUAGUAAUGAAUAGUUAUCAUUAUGAGUACAAUGGUAAUUGUCAAUUACGUUUAGCUCUGUACAUUUAUAAUAUGGUAAGUGUACAUGUCCGAAAAUUU